AUGGACUGGUUUGAUCUAGAAGCCAAACGAUACACACCUCUCGACGUCGUGGAAGAUUUGACAGAAUGGAAAGAAACUUUGCGAAGUUUUAAUAAUACCAGGUUGAUACCUUGCCAGGAAGCGACAGACAUAGGAUGGGUAGGCGACGCGUCGACUAGUUUUGGAGUAGGGGUGAUAAUCGGUAAACACUGGAGUCAACUCAGAAUUCUUAGACAACGUGCCGGAAACGCACCGAAACGUAAUAUCGCAUGGUUGGAAACUGUAGCAGUCAGGGUUGGCUUGAUUAUGCUUCAUGUGAUGGGACGGAUUCGCAAAGGGUCCAACUUAUUGGUUUGGACAGAUAAUACAACUACCGAAUCCGUUAUAGAAAAACGGAAAUCAGGGGACAAACAUGUCAACAAUGAGUGGAAGGCGAUACAGAAAUUUUUAAUCAAUGAAGAAGUGGACCUGACAGCGAAAAGGGUCAAAUCAGCCAACAAUAUCGCCGACAAUCUGUCACGAGGGUCGUCGGGCAACCUGAGACAGGAAAACAGGGUCCUGUUCGAGAUUCCUGCCAAAUGGAAAUUGUAUCUUUGUCAUGCUUAG
Messenger RNA from Puccinia graminis f. sp. tritici CRL 75-36-700-3, 585 nucleotides. RefSeq lists its product as uncharacterized. NCBI's taxonomy places the organism in Eukaryota, Fungi, Basidiomycota, Pucciniomycetes, Pucciniales, Pucciniaceae. The transcript has a single exon. The record is from RefSeq and is a predicted model, not a curated record. Bases 1 to 585 code for a protein of 194 amino acids.